UGUCUCUUCUCAGCUCAGCUGUCUCACAGUUUCAUCAGACACCCACCGAGAGGAGCGUCGCUUUGACUUGUUACGGAAUGCCUUUAGGGGGAGGAAAUAAGUGUGGCUGCUGCCAGAAACCUGUCUACUUUGCUGAGGAAGUGCAGUGUGAGGGAAAGAGCUGGCAUAAAUCCUGUUUUCUGUGCAUGGUGUGUAAGAAAAACUUGGACAGCACAACUGUGGCUGUUCAUGUGGAUGAGAUCUACUGCAAAUCGUGCUAUGGCAAGAAAUAUGGGCCAAAAGGCUAUGGCUACGGAGGUGGAGCUGGCACGCUGAGUAUGGAUACGGGAGAGGGUCUUGGAAUCAAGCCUGAAGUACAAGCUCCUCAUCGCCCUACAAAUAACCCCAACUCCUCCAAGUUUGCCCAGAAAGCAGGAGGCUCAGACGUGUGUCCACGCUGUGGGAAAACAGUGUAUGCAGCAGAGAAGGUUGUUGGGGGAGGCAAUUCAUGGCAUAAGAGCUGUUUUCGCUGUGCCAAAUGUGGAAAAGGACUGGAGUCCACAACCCUUGCUGAUAGAGAUGGGGAGAUCUACUGUAAAGGUUGCUAUGCAAAGAACUUUGGUCCAAAGGGUUUUGGCUUUGGUCAGGGUGCAGGCGCUCUUGCUCAUUCCCAGUGAAGCCUGAAGCCUUAGCUCACCUGGGACUGUCAUCUGGUGGGCUCUGAUAUCACAGCUUCUGGGAUCUCUCAGUCAACAUGUAGCUUAUUUCACUCUGCCCUUUCACUUUAGCUACAGGCAAUGAAAAAUGAAAGAAGCACACAUCAGCAGCUCUUUGAAAAUAAUCACCAAGCAGAGUCCGCUCCUUACUUGAUGUUGCAUUAGACUCCAGUGUCCAAGUCCAACCCCAAGUCCAAAAAAGUUGGGAUGUGUAUGGGUUAUAAAUAAAGAUGGACAGAAGUGAUUUGCAAAUCUCAUAAAUCUAUAUUUUAUUCACAAUGGAACACAGAAAAGGCAUUACAUACUUAAAAUGAGGUAUUUUACUUUUUCAUUAACAUUUUAGGUCAUUUUGAAUUUGCUGGCAGCAGCAUCUUUCAAAUAAUUUGGGAUGACGACAGCAAAAGUGCAAACGUAAUACUAAAAAACACAAAGCAGUAGGAACAGAGAUUCAACAAUCUGGAAAACACUCCACAAAUUGAUGAUCAGUAUUCUGAAAUUUUACCAGAAAGUAAUAUACCAUCAUCAAAAGAUUUAGAGAAUCUGAAGAAAUCUGUGUCCAAGGGACAAAAAUGAAAAUCAGUAGUGGAAUCAUGUGAUCAUCAGUAAACUCAGCGGGACGACAUUAAAAACAUAACGGUCAUGGAUAUCACCUGCAUGUGCUCAGGAACACCUCUAGAAACCAUCGUCUCUCAACAGUUCACUGUGUCAUCCACACAUGCAGGUUAAACCUCUAUUAUCCAAAGAAGUGCCAGAUGUGAAUACCAUCUAGAAGCACCACUGUCACAAUUAGAAUUUCCCAAUUCUGGGACUAAUAAAAGCCAUCUUAACUUGUGCCAAAACUCCUUUAAAAAUCAAAUUAGUUAUUUAUUUGGUCAAAUGAUUAAAAGUUUAAAAAUUAUUUUUUGGGAAAUAUGCGCACUGCAUCCUGUGGACUAAAUAAUGGACCAUUUGACUUGUUAUUAGUGCUCCAUUUUAAAGCCUGCACAUCAUUAGCGGUGAAAUUGGCUUCUUGCACAUCUGGAAAGACACCAUCGAUGCUGGAAGACAAAUACAGAGUUUACAGAAACAAUUUCCAGACUUGUAUGGACCGUUAAAGGAAGACGAGUUGGUACACAGUGGUAAACACGGCCGUGUCACAACUUGCUUGGGACAAGGCUGUAACAUGUUUUUGCUGUCAAAUUCAAAAUGACCAUAUUUUAUUUUAAAAAAUUGUACAUUUUCUCAAUUUACACAUUUGUUAUGCUUUUUAUAUUCUGUUGUGAAUAAAAUGUGAGUUUGAGAUUUGCAAAUCAUUGCAUUCUAUUUACCUGAUUACAUUUGCUACAUUGACACAAGUGUAGCAAACACAUCUACAAAUGUUACACUGACAUCUAAUUCUACUUUACUAGAAACACAAAGUGUGCACUCACUGAGUAGUUAACAAUUUGGCUUAAACAGCACUAGAACGUGUACACAAAAGCAACCUGGCUUAUCGAGUGCUAAAUUUAAAUAACAUCUAAAAACAAUAGACAACAAGAACAAAAGAAGAAAUACACUUAUACACUGACAACUGUGAGAAAACAGUCUUAAAUCAUGCCUCAGUUACAUUGGUGCUGAAGCUUUUCUUACUGCCGAAUGUUAUAAAUAAUAUCUUAAGAAAUGCAUUUUUUUGCUUUAACACAAAAUAAAUGUAAUGGCAAAAACAAACAGUAAGUUUGAAAGUUUUCCUUACUUGUCGUAGUGCAAAGUUUUUCAUUGUUGUUUUUUUAUCUGCUACUCAGAUCUGAUUAAAUCAGCAUGCAUGUUUAUGUGA
Messenger RNA from Neolamprologus brichardi, 2487 nucleotides. It is a transcript of the gene csrp1b, whose product is annotated as cysteine and glycine-rich protein 1b. Lineage: Eukaryota; Metazoa; Chordata; Actinopteri; Cichliformes; Cichlidae. Gene Ontology annotation, biological process: sarcomere organization; muscle tissue development. Gene Ontology annotation, molecular function: structural constituent of muscle; actinin binding. Gene Ontology annotation, cellular component: nucleus; cytoplasm; Z disc. The record is from RefSeq and is a predicted model, not a curated record.